GAAUCAGGGCAUCCAACAAUAGCAGACAAAUCCGAAAAUUCUGCUAGUUUGACUCAAACUAAUGAUAAGAUUGUUGUUAUUGAACAAAAAUUUAAUGCAUUCGAAGUUAUGUAUAUGGAGAGUCAACAUCAGUUCAUCGAAUCAUUUCGAAAUAUAGAUGAGCGUCAGAAGUCUUAUAUGGAUAAUAUUCAGGAAACGAUUAAAGAAAUCAUUGAAAAAUCAUUGGAACAAAACGAUCCUAGCAAAAAUACUGCAAUAUCGAGUGAUAUAAUGAAGGAAAGUAUCAGUCAAUGUCAGGCUGAAACUAUAAUUGAUUUUGCAGACAAACCAAUUGAUGUAGAAGCUUCUGAAAAAUGUCGAGAUAAAAAAUUGCCGGAACUUCACAAAAUAGAGCAAUGCAUGGUGGCCAAUGACUCAUCCAGCUAUAGCGAAGAUGAUGAUGGUGGAAGGAAAUUAACCUGUGAGGCGGAAGUAUACACAAUAUCACAGAAUGAACAAAGAAAUGGAUGUGAUCAGAAUGAUAGAAAGGAAACGAAGAAUCAUGUUAAAUCACUUAAAAAAACAAUCUCUAAAGACGUAGCUCUCCAUGAAUUUGAACAUAGACUGCUGCAAUUUGGGGUGGAAAUGGAUUCCGCUGGUUUGGCCACACCCCGAUCUUAUGAAAUAAAUCAAGACUUGGUCGAUGAAAGAAAGGAAAUCGGGAAAGCACACAAAUCAUUCGAAAAAACUCGGAAACAACUAAGAAAUGAAGUUGACCGUAUUGCUAAAGGAAAACUAGCAUCAGCGAGCAGUGCAACUAGCUUAUCAUCUUACCAAUCAGACCAUACUUUCGAUGAGAGCGAUGGGGAUGGGUCCAGAAAGACGACGAAAUUUUCUCGGCCAAAAUCUGCCAGUGUGCAAAAAAUGCGAAAGAGAAAUGCAAAAAAACUGGUGAACAAAUUUGUCGAAAAUGAUAUUGAUGAAAAUGAUUUAAUUGAUAAAAUGCAAAUGGCUCACAAGGCAAUAAACUCCCAUCGCCAAAGUAUACAGCAGUUGCUUGAAACAACAGCUCACUCACCAAGUUCGCUCGCCAAAUGCAAGUAUCCCUCUAUGGUGGGUGCAAAAAUGAAUGAUGACGGAGAUAAUGAUGAUUCGGGCAUAAAUCAAUACAAUAAAAUGCCAAACAUAACUACGAGACGGGUGGUUUUUGUGAACCUCGAUGAGGAUAGUUAAUUUUGAACUUCAGCAUUAUGAAUUUUGUGUGUAGUAGAAUUUGAGUUUGACAUUUGCUUUACGUUAAUUGCGUUUCAUUAAAUAAUUUUAUAAGUUUCCUUCAUUAUAUGAUUUCAAUAAACAUUGUAUUACAAACGAUUAUCAAAACCUUACAAAUUUUGAUUACCUGUCGAUAAAACGCCAUCUGCGGAAUUUCAUCGUUUUCAGUGAAACUAAAAACAAAAAUAAAGUGUCACGUACGCACACACGAACGCCAUCAGAACAUAAAACAUACUUUGCCACCAAAACAAAUGGACAUUUUGACAUUUAAUCCAAAGCACAAGAAAAAAACAUACAGAAUAGAAAAAAACCAACAUAUCGCUAUUCACACCAGUUGUUUUUGCGUAGUUUUUAGUACGGUCGACCAGUGAUACACUCACUGCCAGUGGCAUAUUUUUGCUCCAAUAAUUGUUUUCGAACCUUUUUUCGCUACAAAUUAAAUGCAGUGCAAUGGCAAGUAUUGAAAAAACUCAAAUCAACAACGGGUUAGACCAGCUAACGCUUAAUGGGAACAACCCUAGUCUACCAGAUGACUUUUAUCCAGCAUGUUGGCAGGAAGACGAGAGAAUGGAAAAUUUAUUUGCCCCAUUCCGUGACAAGUCCGUCAACCCGUUAAACUUCGAGACAAAAAUGAAAUUUUGGAAGAAUCUAAUACAGGAAUAUUGCAUGACCAAGGGCAACCCAACGAUAUCACUUGGCGAACUACGAACAGCAUUUCAACGAAAGGGAAAAAAACCAUAUUGCUUGGACACAGUUCUUGAAGAACUGUUGCUAGCCGAUAAUUUAGUCAAAGCAAAGACACAAUUCAUGCUUGAGACACCAAUUCUUUCUUGGGCUGGCUGGGCGGUUAGCAAACUGGUGAAAGCACCAUUGCGCUGGGGAUUUGACCGAGUCAAAGAAAGAGUAAUUUCAACAACAAACAAUGGAAAUUCUGAUGAAAGUAGUGAAUAUGUGAUCAUUGAAGUAGCCAAGGUCAUUGCUGAAAAACUACUGGUCACAUUCAAUGCAACCAAUGAAUGUCACACUAUCAUUUCCAAAGAUGACUUGAUUAAACAACUCACAGAAAACAAGCUCUUUAAUUUAGAUGGAAUUGAAGUGGCUCUGCACUAUUUGUAUUGUCAACAGAAAGCGUCGAUCCAAAAGACUCAAAUUGAUAAACAAGAAGUCACACUCUACAAAUUUGCAGUUGCUUCAAAUUGUACAGUUGAGCCAAUUUCACCAUUAGAUACAUCAAUUUAUACACUAAAUAAAAUGGAAAAAUCUCUAACGAAAUCCGUUGAAGCCAUCGAGGUAGACAUCAACAAUACGGAUACAUUGGUUAGACAAUACAUUCGGGACAAGAAGAAGCAAUUGGCAAAAAGUUUUCUUCGUAAAAAGCAUGUACUUGAAAGGAAUCUAGUGAAAACGUCUAAUGCUCUUACCACAAUUCAAACACUGCUACUUCAGAUCGAUGAAACAAAACAAAACGCAAAGAUUGUCGAAGCUUUCAAAAUGGGAACGACAACAUUAAAAAAUGCACUUGGUGAUAAAAAUAUCACUGUUGAUAAUGUGGAAGACGCCCUGGCCGAUGUUAAAGAAAUUCUGGAAACUAAUGCUGAUAUUCAGUUUGCAUUGAGUGGAGCUCAAUUCAAUGAUAUUAUAAACGAUGGCACAGACGACGCAACGCUAGAAAACGAACUCAUGGACUUGUUGGAGGAUGAUGAACAACUCGAUUCCCGUUCAGAUGCCCAGCCACAGCAACCCGAAGGAAUCACUACCGAAUACAGAAGUAACCCAUCUAAAGGGCUGUCAAAGCCUAACUCACCAACAACAAUUACGAAUGUCAUUGAUGAGUUGCUUGAAGAACGACUGAACAAAUUAAAACUGAGCGUUGAUUCGAAUGAUAAUCCACAGAUGAAAAUAUAUAAUGCUUCCAAAGCACAAAAUAUUGGAUUGUGAGCAUUUUUUCCAUAAACCCCAAAUAAUGUUAUGAAAGCUGUAAUGUGAACCACUAAAUUUCAUAAAAUUGUGUUUCUUAACUCGAUAAGACGA
This is a messenger RNA of Sitodiplosis mosellana (orange wheat blossom midge), 3282 nucleotides long. RefSeq names its product charged multivesicular body protein 7. Gene Ontology annotation, cellular component: ESCRT III complex; multivesicular body. Bases 1702 to 3189 code for a protein of 495 amino acids. Gene Ontology annotation, biological process: vesicle budding from membrane; late endosome to vacuole transport via multivesicular body sorting pathway. Lineage: Eukaryota; Metazoa; Arthropoda; Insecta; Diptera; Cecidomyiidae. The record is from RefSeq and is a predicted model, not a curated record. The transcript is spliced from 3 exons.